AUGGGAUUUGGAUUCACCAUUAUUGGAGGAGACAGACCAGAUGAGUUUUUGCAGGUGAAAAAUGUUCUCAAAGACGGCCCAGCUGCACAAGAUGGGAAGAUAGCUCCAGGUGAUGUGAUUGUAGACAUAAAUGGAACCUGUGUUCUUGGCCAUACACAUGCAGAGGUUGUUCAGAUGUUCCAGCUUAUUCCCAUUAACCAGUAUGUGAAUAUGACCUUAUGUCGGGGCUAUCCUCUGCCUGAAGAUAGCGAUGACCCUGUGGCUGAUAUUGUUAAUAAUGCUGCGCCCUUAAUAAAUGGGCAAUUGACUACACAAGGAGAAAAUAUGGGCAGCCAGGACUUAAAGUCUGGAAUAGUUGUUUUGGACUACAAUGGGAAACCAGGCCAUGUGUUGGUCAAUGGUCGACUGAAUGGACCUUCACAGGAUUUACAAGAUCAAAGGACAUCUAUGGCAUCAUCUGGGACAUCACAGCCUGAGCUAGUUACCAUUCCCUUAUUAAAAGGCCCCAAAGGUUUUGGGUUUGCCAUCGCUGAUAGCGCAAUGGGGCAAAAAGUCAAAAUGAUUUUAGAUAGCCAAUGGUGUCCAGAACUCCAGAAGGGGGACGUAAUAAAAGAAAUCUGUCAUCAGAAUGUGCAGAGCCUGACACACAUACAAGUUGUUGAAGUCUUAAAGCAGUUUCCAGUCGGAGCUGAAGUGCCAUUACUUGUCUUAAGAGGAGGUCCUCCGUCACCAACCAAAGUAACAAAAGUGACUGACAAACCAGAGCUGACUGGUAGUGUUGAAGCAAUUGGCACAACUGAACCUUUACCACAGCCUUUACCCUUCCCACCAAACCUUGCACGAUCUAAUUCUCCAAAGCUUGACCCUUCAGAGGUGUACAAGAAAUCAAAGAACAUCUUUGAAGAUAAGCCUCCCAAUACAAAGGACUUGGAUGUUUUCUUACGAAAACAAGAAUCUGGCUUUGGAUUUCGGGUUCUCGGGGGAGAUGGACCAGACCAGGCAAUUUAUAUUGGAGCCAUUAUUCCUUUAGGAGCGGCAGAAAAAGAUGGGCGACUUCGUGCUGCAGAUGAGCUAAUCUGUAUUGAUGGUGUACCCGUGAAGGGAAAGUCUCACAAGCAGGUCCUCGAUUUAAUGACAAAUGCAGCUCGUAAUGGUCACGUGUUGCUUACUGUGAGAAGACAGAUCUUCUACUCAGACAAAGCGCAAGAGGAGGAGGAGCCACAGCAUACAGCUCCUGCACUGAAUGGUUCUCCCAGGCUCAAUCGCAUUGAGGUAUCUGCAGCUCCAAAGACACCAGCAGAGGCUUAUGACAUUGUCUUACAGCGCAAAGAAAAUGAAGGCUUUGGGUUUGUCAUCCUGACUUCCAAAAACAAGCCCCCUCCUGGAGUUAUUCCUCACAAGAUUGGACGUGUAAUAGAAGGUAGUCCUGCUGACCGAUGCAGAAAGCUGAAAGUUGGAGACAGGAUCUCAGCUGUUAACGGCCAGUCAAUUGUGGAGCUGUCACAUGAUAGCAUUGUUCAGCUCAUAAAGGAUGCUGGAAACGCUGUCACCCUGACAGUGAUUGCAGAAGAAGAACACAGAGGUCCUCCAUCUGGUUCAAAUUCUGCAAGACAGAGCCCUGCUCCUCAGCAUCGUGCCAUGGGACAAGCGCAGCCGAAUUAUGGCACGUUAGACAGGUAA
Molecule: messenger RNA, 1680 nt
Organism: Staurois parvus
Lineage: Eukaryota; Metazoa; Chordata; Amphibia; Anura; Ranidae
Source: the annotation of a GenBank genome assembly